Molecule: messenger RNA, 1356 nt
Organism: Penicillium olsonii
Lineage: Eukaryota; Fungi; Ascomycota; Eurotiomycetes; Eurotiales; Aspergillaceae
Source: the annotation of a GenBank genome assembly
AUGGCAAGCAUGAAAUUGGAUCAAGUCCCCGUCUAUGCCUCGCAAAUUCGAAAAUCUCUCCAGCCCGACAACCCAGCAGAAGCUUUUAUUGUGACCGAAAUCGGGUCCCCGAUGUUUGGCUCGUUUAACUUGCUCUAUCCAGUGAUUUUCGAGGAUGGGCUCCGCUGGCUCUUGAAAGUUCCUGCGACCGGAACUCCGGAUCAGUUUUCUGAUGCCGAUGCCGAGUCUCUGAGGUCGGAAGCCUUGACAAUGCGUCUACUGCGCAAGGAGACAAUCAUCCCGCUCCCUGACGUCUUUGCUUUCGAAAACUCAUGCGAAAAUCAAGUCAACUGCCCAUUCAUUCUCAUCAGCUUUAUCGAAGGGAAAAAGUUGAGCGAUGUCUGGUUUGACAAGACCUCGCCAAAAGACGUUGUUCAUGCGCGGCGUACCCGAUCCUUGCAGGACAUUGCUGCUUCCAUGAUUCAACUCGACAAAUACUCCUUUGACAAAGGAGGAUCGUUGGUCUUCGACAAGCAAGAUCAGCUCUCUGAUAUUGGCUCCAUGCAUUUCACGGAUAGUGCUGCUAUGUUAAAACGUCUGAUAAAUAACGAUCCAAACGAGUCGCCUAUCUACAUUGAAGCAGGACCCUUCUCGGACCCGAAGGCGUAUUACACAUGUCGUCUAGAUAACCGCGGAGAGCAAGGAACAACCUUUGAAACUGGCGAGCUUCACCUUCUCCGGAUGUUCUUUGACUCGAUGGAAGAGCCCUGCGAUGGACGAAAGCCAUUUGUCCUUGAACAUCCAGACUUCGAUAUUCAAAACUUCAUCGUUUCCGAAGAAGGGGAGCUGCUAGGGAUCAUUGACUGGGAUGGGGUGUGCCCCGUGCCCCGGACUGUGGGAAAUGAGAGAUACCCUGGCUGGCUGACUCGCGAUUGGGACCCGACGGUAUAUGUGUGGAACGAGGAUAUGGAGCAUGGGAUUAAGCCCGACGGUAUCGUCUGGGAAGACUCGCCUGAUUCACUGAAACUCUACCGAUCUGUGUAUGCUUCGGCUAUGAGGACUCACCAGCAUAAUGAGGCAGGAACUACCACUGCUACACUCACCACCAACUCGCUCAUCUACGAGAACUUGCUUAUUGCUGCAGGUGAGCCGCUCUCUAUGAAUGAAAUCGUUUUGAAAGUUUUCAAAGAGAUUGCUGCACUCGUGCAAGAAGAUUUGCAGCAACAAGCGGAACAGAAUAAUGAAAGCGAAAAUGAAGAGGACUUCGACGUCUUCUCGGUUCUCGAAGCACUUGGUGAAAAUCGACUGAGCGAGAAUUACCGAAAGGUUUUGAUGCGUGGUAUUCAAAAGCUUGUCGAGGGCAGUGCUGAAUUAUAG